Messenger RNA from Pseudozyma hubeiensis SY62, 612 nucleotides. Its product is annotated as SAM binding motif containing protein. The record is from RefSeq and is a predicted model, not a curated record. Bases 1 to 612 code for a protein of 203 amino acids. The transcript has 2 exons. NCBI's taxonomy places the organism in Eukaryota, Fungi, Basidiomycota, Ustilaginomycetes, Ustilaginales, Ustilaginaceae.
AUGUCUGAUACUGACUCGGUUGUGAACUACGGUCUAGAUUGGAUUCUGUACCACGAUUUUUCGUCGUACCAAUAUAGCCAUCGACGCCUCUUUUCUGUUUGGCUUGGCUUGGGACAGCAAGGUGAGUGGCAUCAAGAUGUCCCGCGUUACACGACAAGGUGUCAGCCACAAUCUGGCACCGACGGCACACUCGUCCAGACGCUGGUGACGCGCUACGCUGCCGGUCCUUGUCUGACUUGGAAAUACGGCAUGUGUCGAUCAAAAAAUCCCCCUAUGUCCAACCUAAGAUGGCACCUCUUGUCCGAGGAGCGCAACAAUGGCCGCACGAGGUUUCGAACCCAUCGUGAUCCCUACAAUCGAAUUUGCAAUGUGCUCAAUUUCUCGAUGCCUCUUCUGCCGCCCACCAACGUCGAACAUUCUCCUCGACUCCGAAUCCAUCUCCGGCGCAAAAGUGGCUUGUACCGUUAUCGCUGCGACACCACAGCUGCCUCCUCUCGCUACCGCCUCUUGAAGCCGCUUUGGGGCUCGGCAGCAAGCGAGGCGUCUUCCUUCUUUUCCUGCUUCUCUCCGAUACCUCGUUCCACGAACGCCACCACUUUCCUGCACUCCUAG